GUUAGCUUUGUCCUUGUUAAUCGAUCUCCACAUUUUGCAAAAAAUAUCACGAUCAGGAUCAGCCCUCAUCAGCCCCUGUUCCGUCACGAGAGAGAGUUUUUGGUUCGUAACGUCUCUUGGUGUUUUUCGAGGCACAUCUUCCGUGGGAUUUUUGAUUUUAAUCAUUCAUUUGAUUUGGGAAUAACUGCUUCUCAUCUUCUCCAUUUCAUCAAGGAAAUCUUGGUGAAGUUGAUAAGAAUCACAGAAGAUGUACGUGAAGGCGACACCGACGACGGAUCUGAACAGAAACACCGACUGGUUCACGUACCCAGGAGUAUGGACAACCUACAUCUUCAUCUUGUUCUUUUCAUGGCUUCUCAUUCUCUCCGUUUCUGGUUGCACCCCUGGCAUGGCUUGGACCAUCGUUAAUCUCUCCCACUUCCUCGUCACUUAUCACUUUUUCCAUUGGAUGAAAGGGACUCCAUUUGCAGAAGACCAAGGGAUUUACAACAGGCUGACAUGGUGGGAACAGAUCGACAAUGGAAAACAGCUCACUAGAAACAGAAAGUUUUUAACAGUCGUUCCUGUUGUUCUGUAUUUGAUAGCUUCACACACAACAGAUUACCAACACCCAAUGCUGUUUUUAAACACAGUUGCUGUGAUUGUGCUUGUUAUUGCCAAGUUUCCUAAUAUGCAUAAAGUCAGAAUCUUUGGGAUUAAUGGAGAUAUGUGAGUGGUAUUAAUAGGUUGUUGUUCAAUGUUCAUCAUGUUUGGAAGUUGUUCACUCUCCUUUGUACUGAAACGGGUAAUAUAAAGUCAAGAUUGGAAAGGUUAUCAUUUUUGUUUAUGCUGCUGCAUUCCUGUUCUACAAAUGCACUGAUUGAUAUUGAAAAUAAAAAUGAAAGAUUCACCUCUGUAUAGUGGAACUUUAUUGUA
Molecule: messenger RNA, 915 nt
Organism: Lactuca sativa (garden lettuce)
Lineage: Eukaryota; Viridiplantae; Streptophyta; Magnoliopsida; Asterales; Asteraceae
Cellular component (GO): endoplasmic reticulum membrane
Source: RefSeq, a predicted model, not a curated record